CCCGCUCAUGUAGGCACUCUGCCACUACAAAGCUACGUCGUGCCUACGGGCACCACUCAUUUUGCACUCAGUGCUGCCUCAUCUUUGAAAGCGCAUAAGAAAUGAAGUGAAAAAUAACAGAGUGCGUAAGAACUGGAGUAAAAUUGUUCACAUGAACAACUGGAGAGACCCGUUAGAAAUGGAAAUACAUCGAUUGUGCACGGCCAAACAUCGAUAGCACCGAUAUUUUCAAAACAUCGGUGCCAUCGAUGUUGGCAUCGAUGUUUCUCCACCUCUACUCCUCUUCGCGUCAAGUUCGGUGGUUUUAUCACACCGGUUCGCCGCGCGCGAAUUUCGGUUAAAUACUGGAGUGUAUCUGGCCAUUGCAAGAUCAAAUUGCGACCAUUUGCUUCGCUAAACAAGGACCAAAUUAAAAAAAAAAAAAAAUUGUCGGUUCCGCGGUCCGUGAUUUUUGUUUAAUUCGCGUUCGUUCCCCAAUUUGAAUUAAUUAUUGUUGUUGGUAAUCGGUCUUUUUUUUUUUGUUGUUUUUGCGAGUGCUUGUUGCAGCAACAGAAACCAAAGCCAAGCCAAGCCAAGCCUAUCCCAACAACAACAAGUGCGCGAGUGCAAGAAGAAGCAAGAGGCAAGUGCAGAACAACAACUGAGUGUGGCGACAGCUGUUUAAGUUAUUUUUCGGCCAAAAAGCAAAAUUAAUACAAUGCGGCAGGCGAUAAAAUAAAUAAGUGUCGAAAAAACAAAACAAAAGCCACAGAGCAUUCACCGUUAAGCAACAACGUCAACAACAACAACAAAAGCAAGUGAGGCAGCGAAAGACAAAAACCAAAGCAACAACUAAGCAAAGGCAAGAAAGGCGAAGCUGAAAGAAGAAGAAGAAGAGUUUGCGCAGUCACGUGUGCAGUCGACGUCAACGGCGGCAGCGGCAGAGAAAAAUUCCCAUGCGGAAAAUUCACAUUCGCGAUGAUGAUGAAAGGCGAGGCGAUGAUGAAGCUGUUAAAGAAGGAGCGAAAAGCUGCAGCAACAACUAACAGCUGUUAGAAAGAGACAGCUACCGCGUCAAUGUCUGACGAAGUGCCUUUGGGUCGCCUAUCGCAAAUCUUCGAUACGCUAACCAAUCUCCAGCAGCAACAGCACCUGCGUUCCCAGGAGCCACUGCAUCCGCAUCCGCAUCCACAUCCGCAGCAGGCGCCAACGGAGCAGCGAAGGAGAUCCGCCUCCUCGUCGCCAUCGCCAUCGCCCAGUGCUUCCGCCUCGACUUCAGGGCGGGCCACGCCUUCUUUGGGCGUGGCCAGCCCUCUAAACACACUACAAUACUACAGCCACGCCCACAAUUAUUUCCUGAGGCCGCAAGAUGGCGCCAGCAGUGGCUACCUGCACACCUUUCCAUCGCAUCUGUACCACUACCAUCAGCAGCAGCAUCACCAGCUGCACCACCUGCAGCAGCACAGCCAACCGCCCUCGCUGCCCACCCAGUUGGCCGGGGGGCGUGGCUGUCUUUCGGGCUCACAAUCGCUCCAGGGAUCACCGCUUUUGGCCAAGAGGGCGACCUCAUUCAGUGGACCAUUGCCGCUCGCUCAGGGUCGUUUUGCCACCGGAGGAGCAGGAUCUGGAGCAGGGGCCACUGCAUCGACGCCCAACAGUCCGAGGCUGUUGCCCCGCCGCGUGCCACGCCCACCGCCUAUUCCGGCCAAGCCAAGCCAGGUGAAGGCGGAGCAACAACAACAGCCAAGGGACCCGCCGCCAAGGGAUACGAGUACCAUGGUUCAGUCCAAUGUGAAUCCCGUGCUGGCAGCUCUGGAUGCACCGGAUGCUCCAUGGCCCCACUUCUCGACGCUCACCGAACACCUGGACGUCCACCAGGUGAACAACUACGGGCAGGCACUUCCGGAGAUUAAUUGGCAGGAACGAUGUCUGGAGUUGCAACUGGAGCUGCAUCGGUCCAAGAAUCAGGCGGGGCGUAUACGCGAUAUGCUGCGUGAAAAGCUAACGGAGCUGGAACAGCGCGUCAUCGAAGCGGAAGAACGCGCCGAGGAAGCCGAAGAUAAGGUGCGUGCCAUGGAGCAGCGGCUGAGUGAGUGGCCCAAGCCGCCGCCCCAACAGCCCCAGCAUCCGCAUUCGCAUCCGCAUCCGCACCAGCCAGUGCCCAGUCAUCCGCAGGAGCAGCAGGCCAGGAACAAUAGUUCGCCGAGUCAUCAGGCAGGCGGAGCAACUGCAGCAGGGUCUGGAACACCGCCCAUCCAGGAAGCGGAGAAAACCAUCACCUCCCUGGAGAUCCAAGUGGAGGAACAGAGGCAACUGAGACUCCACGACGCCCGACAAAUAGAAGCGAAGGCUGCCAAGAUCAAGGAGUGGGUGAACAACAAGCUCCGCGAUCUCGAGGAGCAGAACCAGUUGCUGCGGGAACAGAACGUCAAGUGCAAUCAGCAGUUGGAGCUGCUCAAGAAUCACAUAGCCAAUCAAUCGCAGCGACAUAGUAUCGUAGGUCCUGUGCGCAACAGCCUUAGCCUAGACGUGCAGGAUUUCGCCGGGUCCGGGUCCAAUUCCGAGCAUCGUAGGAGAAGCGAAAGCCUAGAUCCCCAGGAGAGCAUUGGCCGACCCCUCACCAGCUCAUAUCCCCAUCACCAGCACAGGAGAAACCUCUCGAUGGAGCCUCAGGAACUGGAACGUAAUCUGGUGGCUGCAGUGGAUGGCUUGACCCUCGCCCCACUUUCCAGCAUCUCCAGCAAAGCUCCUGGUGGAGGAGGAGGUUCCACUGGUUCGGGCGCAGUUCCCAGGCCAGAUAGCUCCGAUACAGAUACGGCCCAUGAUUAUGCGGAGAUUUACACGCCAUCCUGCGAAAAGCUGCCCGCCUGGAUGAAGAACAAUCCGGCUUUAAUGGCCAGUGGCGGAAAUUCCAGCACCACCACAACUACCACCAGUGAACUAGGCGUGCCACGCCCUCCCACACCGCCCUUGCAUCGGUUUCCCAGCUGGGAGGCGAAGAUCUACCAAGUGGCCAACGAUGGACUGGCUGGAGCAGGAACGGGAACGAGUGCCGGCGAGAGUGCGGCCAGCCAGGAACCAGGUAUUCAAGAGGGAACGGGUACUGGCACGGGAACCAAUCUCUCCAAUGGCCGACGUCAUGGUCACAGCCAUGGGUCUGCCACGUGCGAUGGACACGGAGCCCUGGGCAGCACCCCGGGAACUCCGCUGCCGCCUUCGAGGCAACAACAAACCGCCAGUGGCGGCUUCUGUGAUAUAUCCGUGCCCGUCUACGCAACGGUUAAGGGUCGAGCCUCACAGAUCCGUUCGAUGCCAUUUACGGGCGAUUCGAGCGACGACUCCAGUGACGGUGAGGACCAUGCGGUGAUGCUCACCCACCACUCGCACAACUCCUCGAGCACGGACAACACGGAGACCUCCACCUCGGGCAGUGCCUCCAGUCCCUCGAAGAGCCUGAAGACCUCAUCCAGCUUGAGUCCGGCUAAGCGCAGUGGUUCGGAGAGCCCCAAGAACGCCAAGGCGCGUGUCCACCUCCAACCUCGCACAUCCACCACACACUGCAGCCACAUCAACCAGCUUCUCCAACCGCAAUCGCAAUCGCACCACCAACACCACACUCUACCCCACCACAAUCAUAACCACCAGUUGGGGGCCUACACGCUGGCGCCAUCGAAUGGGCAGAUAACGUUGCCACGCCCCCAAACGCCCACGCGACGCGGCCACGCCCCCCAUUCCGUCAACACCCCCUCCCCCCUCCAGCACAUGCGUGGCACAGUAAUUUCAGAUCUCUCCUUUGAAUCAGGCCUCUCGGACGACUACGCCCUGCCCCCCGACGCCGUUUCGGAGUCCACGUGCAUGGACGCUUCGAUGCCAUCGCUGCUGAUGCGGCAGUCCUACGUGGAUUCGCCCAGCAAGAAGAUCGAGUCGCUGGAGAAGAUGGGUCACCUGGCCAAGCUAGGUGGCAAGUUGAAGACUUGGCGCAAGCGCUGGUUCGUUCUGAAGAACGGAUCCCUCAACUAUUGGAAGAGUCAGCAUGACGUGCAGCGGAAACCACAGGGCCAAAUCCAACUGGACGAAGCCUGUCGCAUCAACCGGGCGGAGGGAGCAUCCACUUUCGAGAUAGACACGGGCAAGAAGGUAUACUACCUCACGGCGGACUCACAUGCCACCAUGGACGAUUGGAUCCGGGUGCUGCAGAACGUGCAGCGGAGGAAUGCCACCAAACUGCUGCUGAGUCGCGACGAUCAGAAGCCCACAGUGCAGGGCUGGGUGACCAAGGUGAAGAACGGACACCCCAAGAAGUGCUGGUGUGUGCUGUUGGGCAAGAUGUUCCUCUACUUUAAAGCCCCGGCUGAGACGAACCCCCUGGGCCAGAUCAAUAUGCGCGAUGCCCGAGUCGAGGAGGUGGAACACGUUUCCGACUCAGAUUCCGAGGAGCGAGAGGACGCCGCCCAGGAUCAGGCUAGACUCACGGUUGCCAUCUAUCCAGCGCACCAGGGACCAACCUACCUGAUCCUAUCCGGCAAACCAGAGCGGGAUAACUGGCUCUAUCACCUAACCGUCGUUUCAGGCGGCGGUCCAAGUGCUGGCACACAGUACGAACAGCUCGUUCAGAAGCUCAUGGAGACCGACGGCGAUCCUAACUGUGUCUUGUGGCGCCAUCCAAUUCUACUGCACACCAAAGACACCAUCACGGCCCCGCUUUCAUCCAUGCACACGGAAACCAUGCAGCCGGAGGCCAUCAAGCUCUUCAAGAGCAUUCAGCUGUUCAUGUCGGUUGCCGUCAACCAGCCGGGAAUCGACUACCACGUGGUGCUCGCCCAGAACGCUCUGCAGCAUGCUUUGGAUAUGCCCGAGUUGCAGACGGAGAUGAUAUGCAUCCUGAUCAAGCAGACCUCCCGGCACAUGGGUCAGAAGCUCAGUGUCGGCGUCCAGGUAAACAAGAAGCUGGGCAAGCAAACGCGCCAACUACUGUUGUGCGCCACCCAAAGCCUGUUCACCUGUGAUACCCAACAGGCGGGCCACGCCCAAGCCAACGGCAGUUCGCCCACCUCCAUACAGGCACCUGCCGCCCCGCCCAUAAUCGACUGCAAGAGCAACCCGCCCGCCUACAGCUUUGUCCAGGGCUGGCAGCUCCUGGCCUUGGCUGUGUCCCUGUUUGUCCCGCGCUCGAGUCGCCUGCUGUGGUACCUCAAGCUUCAUUUGUCCCGGAACGCGGAUACCAAGACGGAGACGGGCAAGUAUGCUGCCUACUGUGAGCGAGCUCUGGAGCGGACCCUAAAGAACGGGGGCCGCGAGACGAAGCCCUCGCGCAUGGAGGUGCUGUCCAUUCUGCUGAAGAACCCGUAUCACCACUCGCUGCCCCAUGCGAUUCCCGUGCACAUGAUGAACACCACGUACCAGGUGGUUUCCUUUGAUGGCUCCACCACCAUCGAGGAGUUCCAGGCCACUUUGGCUCACGAGCUGGGAACGAGGGACGCCACCAAUGGGUUCUGCCUGUUCAGCGACGAUCCGAUAGAGAAGGACCUGGAGCACUACCUGGAGCCGCUGGCCAAGCUGUGCGACGUGAUCAGCAAGUGGGAGACGGCGUUGCGGGAGAAGGGAUCAGGCAAGUUCGAAAACUCGCGGGUGAUCCAACUGAGCUACAAAAACCGGCUAUACUGGAAGCACACCAUCAAGUGCGAAACCGACAAGGAGCGCCUGCUCCUGUGCUACCAGACCAAUUCCCAGAUUGUCCAGGGCCGGUUCCCUCUGUCCAGGGAGCUGGCCCUGGAGCUGGCCUCGCUGAUGUCGCAGAUCGACAUGGGUGACUACUCGCUGGAGAAGUCUCGGGAUGUGGGCGUGGGCCUGAAGGGUCUGGACAAGUUCUAUCCGUAUCGGUAUAGGGAUGCCCUGGGUGCCGAGCAGCUGAAGGAUGUGCAGGAGCUGCUGGUCUCCAAGUGGAUGCUCCUGAAGGGCCGCUCCACCCUGGACUGUGUGCGCAUUUACCUUACCUGCUGCCGGAAGUGGCCGUAUUUCGGAGCCUGUUUGUUCCAGGCCAAACCCCGACAGAGUCCAGAUUCAAACACUGCGGCGGGAACUACUCCGGUUGCUUGGUUGGCGGUGGCGGAAGAUGCUCUGAACGUCCUUGAGCUGUCCACAAUGGCUCCCGUGGCUAGGUAUCCUUACAGCUCCGUAAUGACCUUUGGCGGCUGCCAGGACGAUUUUAUGCUAGUGGUUUCCCACGAUGACGGCGGUGGCUGUGAGCAGAAGCUCCUGUUUGCGAUGAGUAAGCCCAAGAUCUUGGAGAUCACACUGCUUAUAGCCGAUUACAUGAAUGCUCUGGGUCACACGGUCCCCGGAACUCCCCAGAUGAACUCCCUCACCCGAAAUGGUUCGCAUCGUUCGCUGAGAGCCUCCCAGCGUCCGACUUUAGGCGGUGGCUCCGCUGUGGCCACCGGGUUCUCCACGAACGCCACCACCACGGCUCACAACACGCUCAAUUCGCAUGCCACGCACACGCUCAACUCAAACCACUCGCACACGCUGAGCAGCUCUCAUCACGCCGGCGGAGGAAGUCAGCCCGGCACCCUGAGCUCGGGUCACCAUCAGCACCACCAUCAUCAGCAGCACCAUCAGCCAGACAUAUUAAAGAGCACGCCGGAUCACCAGAGGAUUAAGUGAAGAUAAGCGCAGAUAGGAUCACUAAUGGGAGUGCGAUUCCUGUGCGUAUCACAUAUGAAGGAUAACAGAAACGAGGAGCCAGCGUAUCCCUGCUGAAAGAUCACACAUUGUACAUAAACGAGGAUCGCAGCUAUCACCAGACAUAUACGACUUAACGAUACAUAUGCACCAGCCUAGUGGCUACAAAUAUACACCUAAAGAUA
Drosophila rhopaloa is the source of this 6845-nucleotide messenger RNA. RefSeq lists its product as uncharacterized. The transcript has 13 exons. The record is from RefSeq and is a predicted model, not a curated record. Bases 1057 to 6642 code for a protein of 1861 amino acids. NCBI's taxonomy places the organism in Eukaryota, Metazoa, Arthropoda, Insecta, Diptera, Drosophilidae. Gene Ontology annotation, cellular component: cytoskeleton.